This is a messenger RNA of Rhagoletis pomonella (apple maggot), 1218 nucleotides long. Its product is annotated as nephrin-like. Gene Ontology annotation, biological process: cell-cell adhesion. The annotation marks the transcript as partial. The record is from RefSeq and is a predicted model, not a curated record. Gene Ontology annotation, molecular function: protein binding. NCBI's taxonomy places the organism in Eukaryota, Metazoa, Arthropoda, Insecta, Diptera, Tephritidae. The transcript has 3 exons.
CCACGAUUGUAUUUCUUUGGUGUAUUUUGGGAUCACAACCCUGAAACUUAAUCAAGACAACAUCUCAUCUUCCCACCCUGUUGGUAAAAUCAACCAACACCUUUUUUUAUUUGCAGAUGGUACUACUAUAAAAGCUAUAUCGGAAAAUGUUGUAGUGAAUCCUGGCGGAGAUGCGGUGUUAUCUUGUACCGUAGAAGGAAAACCGUUAACCGAGGAACACAUUAAAUGGGAGAGAGUGGCGUAUGACAUUGCAUCAAGAACCACAACGUCAUUUGUAAAUGGAACCUCAUAUCUGCAUAUAAAAGACGCAAGUCGCGAUGACGUCGGAAGUUUUCGGUGCAUUGCUGAUAAUCGUGUUGCAAAUCCGACAAAUCGCGAUGUUCAACUCAUUGUCAAAUUUGCACCUGAAAUCGAUAAAUCGCCAACUUUUUUACGCGCAGCGAGUGGUACAGGUGAACGAGGACGCCUACCAUGUCGCGCCCAAUCUGCCCCAAAACCAAACUUCAUAUGGCGUCAAGAAAGCAAAGACCUUCCAGUAAAUCGCACAUAUAAGUAUGAGGUUGAAGAAAAGAAAAUUGAUCCCCUGACCUAUGAAUCCACUCUUAUCAUUGAAAAAGUGGCACCGGCCGAUUAUGGAGCUUAUGAAUGUGUGGUAACGAAUGAAUUGGGUCAGGCUACGGAAUCUAUUCGGUUGGACAUUACUUCCCAGCCAGAUACUCCACUUAGUUUGAAUAUACUUAAUGUAACACACGAUAGUGUAACUUUAGCAUGGACUCCGGGAUUUGAUGGAGGAUUAAAAGCUUCAUAUAGAGUUCGAUACAGGAUCAACUGUUUGUGAGCAGAAUACAUCGCGAUGAGACCUCUAUCUAUGGCGCAUAAUAUGGAGAAGCUGGUUGGCUCCGAAAAUUGGUCAACAUGGAGUUUCGCAAUGCGUACGCAGCUUGAACUGGAAGAUGCGUGGAGCCUGAGGGGACUCAAGGACUAGACGCUGCAAAGCAUAGGAAUGCGCGAUGCAAGAUUAUCUGGGCUUUAGACAAGAGCUUAUUAUAUGUCCACGUAAAGGACGCAAUGACUUUAUGUCAGUAUCAAAUGCAUUUAGCGGUAUACAAUAAUGCAUAAAAAAUUACUUUUGUCUAACUUUAGAACUUUUCAGAUGUAUUUAAUAGAAAAUAAGCUGGAUCCGCAAAGUGGUUCCAAACCUUAAAGCAACGUGUUUUA